UCAAUAACGGAGUGUUAGAGUGCCAGGCGGGGUGACAGCGGGUGAUUUCUUUCCAUGCCCCAGUAAACUGCGUUCCUAAUUUCAUGGACAGCCUCCAUCUUUGGGUGCCAUUUGGUGUGUCUGGUUACCCCAAUCCUCUAAGAGACCCCAAAAGCAGACAAGGCCAGGAUGGCGCAGUCAGUGUCACAGGUUGGAGAUAAACCGGGCAUCAGGUGAGUUGAUUUGCAUGUUCAUGAGUUUUGUUUUCUCACUUUUAUUACUGCAGGCUGCUGACCAGGCUGGAUGGCUCCACACCCAAGUUCUAGAAAGCCUUAUCUCUCUGGUGUCCUGGUCGGGUGUUUGAUGCUAAAAGACUUCAUUGUUCUUUAUGGAGAGCAGCAACAGUAAAAUUAAUCCAAAUGUAAGGAAAACAAAACAUUUAACAAGAAGGCCGUGCUGGCAGAAUGUCAAAGCGUUCGCCUCACCGGUGGACAUGUUGAUGAUUAACCGAAGCUGCAGCCAUCCUCCAGGAUGUUCAUGUUGACACCUGCAUAUGACAUCAUGGACCCCUCGCCCCUGCCACACCAUAAAAGCUCCCAGCUAGCCGAGGACCCCAGACUGACCUGAGAGGGCAGACCCACCAGACCACUGCCAGUCGAGCGCCACAGAUCCUGAGCACAAUGGCUGCGAUGCUUUCACUGCUACUAGUCGGGUUGAUGGCGAGUCUCAGCACAGCUGUAGAUGCCAACGGUCAAGUCAGACUUGUCAAUGGGAUCAACAGGUGUUCUGGCAGAGUGGAGUUGUUUUAUCAGGGCCAGUGGGGAACCGUCUCUGAUGACGGAUGGGAUUUGAACGAUGCUGAAGUUGUCUGCAGGCAGCUCGGUUGUGGCAAUGCCUUCUCAGCACCAGGAAAUGCCCACUUUGGAAAAGGCAGUGGAAAGAUCUGGAUGGAUGGUGUUGCUUGCAAAGGGAAUGAGUUGUCCUUGAUGCUGUGCAAACAUAAUGGAAUGGGAGAACAUAACUGUGAUUCACAUGAAGAUGCUGGGGUCGUUUGUUCAGGUAGGUGUAACAUUCAAUACCUCUGCCAAAAGGGAUGGGAGAACCACUCCAGCCAGUGCUACCAAUUCUUUACAGAGAAGAAGUCCUGGAUUGAUGCGGAGCUUUACUGUGUCAGACUUGGAGGAAACCUGGCGUCUGUCCACAGCAGUGGUGACCACCACUUCAUCACCAGUCUGAUUAAGAGAAGUGACUCCCAUCAACCCACCACCUGGCUCGGAGGCUUCGACUGUGUGCGGACCUUAUCGUGGCUCUGGACUGAUGGGUCCCAGUGGGAUUUUACAAACUGGAAUCCGGGUGAACCCAACAACGACCGUGGCAUUGAGAACUGCUUACACACCAACUAUCUAGUUCCAGGUGGCUGGAAUGACAUCGAGUGUGAACAUCAGUUUCCAUUUGUCUGCAUGAUAAACGACUGGCCAAUGCUGUAUAAUAAAAAGGAGUGAAGCCAUGAGAGACGGUGAAGAUGUCUGAUCUUCAUUACACUUUGGCUGUUUCUAAAUAAAAACACAUCUAGC
This is a messenger RNA of Erpetoichthys calabaricus (reedfish), 1553 nucleotides long. RefSeq names its product lactose-binding lectin l-2-like. Gene Ontology annotation, molecular function: signaling receptor activity. The transcript has 8 exons. Lineage: Eukaryota; Metazoa; Chordata; Cladistia; Polypteriformes; Polypteridae. Gene Ontology annotation, cellular component: membrane. The record is from RefSeq and is a predicted model, not a curated record. Bases 660 to 1481 code for a protein of 273 amino acids.